Messenger RNA from Trypanosoma theileri, 3732 nucleotides. RefSeq lists its product as uncharacterized. The record is from RefSeq and is a predicted model, not a curated record. The transcript has a single exon. The coding region runs from base 1 to 3732 and encodes 1243 amino acids. Lineage: Eukaryota; Euglenozoa; Kinetoplastea; Trypanosomatida; Trypanosomatidae.
AUGAGUGAAGUAUUAGUAGUGUUGCCGGCCCCACUGCCCACUUGCCGAGGAGCGUCGGACUGCCGCUCUUCCCUCACGCACACUUCCAUGGAUUUCACACUGGAGUUGACAGGCACAGCAAGAGAGAUGUGUGGAAUCUCUGCAAGGCCCAACGCCCCCACACCGCCAUCUAUUCAAGAAGAAGAACAAUAUCAACGUAUGCUGCUUUUAUUAGAAUGUCAAAUGGAAUAUGUGGCUUUGGUAAAGUGGAGAAGUGUAAUGGAGGCGCGACAGACAAAAUUAUUGUUGAGAAAUAAAGCCGAGGCUCUUGCAAUGCAGGAGGCGGUGUUGCAACAUCGUAUCUCUCGUCUUGCACACCUGGAAGAACGAUUCGAGAGAAACAUUCAUAUACCUUCAUCACCUUCAACAACAAUAAUAAUGAGAAAAGAAAUAAUAACAACGGGAAAGGAGGGAGGAACAAUGAAGCGAAUGGAUCUUUUUUCACUUGUACAAGAGGAAUUGUUUGAACGGGAGUAUUUGGGAUUACAGGAGACACAGGAACGUCUCACAAUUUGGGCUAAACUUAUUUCUGAACGAUUUUUUUUAAUGCGUGAUGAGAAAACAAUUUCACUUGAGGACAUUCAUACAGGUAUUCAUACUAGUACGAGUGAGUUUUCCAUUAUUCCUAUAUGCUCCACUGGUAAUGAAGAACAUGAUUGUCUUUUACGUAAACGUAUUUCACAAUUACGACAAGAUCUUCAUCGUAUCUGUGAUGAGGCAGAAGUUCUUAGUUACACAUUGGAUUUAGAUAUACCAGAGGAGGAAGAAGAGAGAGAUCUAUCAGAUAUAGACGAACACAAACAAAACAGUCCGAAUGUAUUUCGCAAAAGUAUACGUGUAAACUAUCCACUUAAGGUGAUGCAGUUGGCAGUCCAACAAAUGGAUGAACUCCGUACGCGUCUAUACAAAAUGACAGAGAAACAACGGGAUACGGAACAUGCGUUGAAAAGCAACAAGCGAAGACUCUCAGAGGAAAAGGAAUACACAAUGCAAUUACAGAAACUUUUACAUGGAAUAGAUGAGAUGGCAGCAUCAGUGGCGUCAGAGUGUCAGUUGCGGGUUCCCAAACGUGAAAGAGAUACAGUACAGGAUAAGAAUAGUAAUAGUGAUAGUAAUAAUAAUAAUGAUAAUACUGAACAACAAGAAAAAGGAAAAGAAAAAGAAAAAAAAGAAGAGGAAUUACAAUAUUCUAUACCUGAAACGUAUACUACACGAGUACUACAGGAACUCCGUCGAUCUGCAUUGAUGUUAACGAGACAAGUGGCAUGGCAAGAGGCAAAGGCGCAGAGUGAGAUUCAAAAACGUGAUAUGAUACUUCAAAAUAUAUGUAGUGAAGUGAAGAAGUUCGCAGGACGUAUACAAUCUGAAGAAUACUCUACGGAAGUGUAUAAAAUAGCUGAGAGUGUUCAUAUAGAUAAUAUCACCCAAGUGUUGGGGAAUAUACUUGCAAGUGUAGUUCCUCUCCGGAGAGACAGUGACACACCGCAGGAAGGGAAUAAUAAUAAUAAUAAUAACACAACGUCUAAUGAAGUUGCUUCACUUAAGGAGACUAUUAAAAACUUACGUACAACAGUGGAGUUACUCUCACGUGAAAAAUAUGCAAAUCAAAAGAAUACGAAUGGAAAAAAUAUGAUUCCUACUAUGAAUACGAAUACUAUUAGUAGUGAUAGUAUGCAUACGGGUGAAUCUCUCUCUUGUAUGUAUGUAGAAGGGAAUGACGUAUCUCGUGCAGAUGAGUUAACAAUGGUACUCCGCAGACUUGAGGAGUUGCGAGGGGAAAAUAUCAUGUUGGAACUCGCCUUGCAAGAGAAACAAAAUCCUCAGCCGCUGCAAAUAGAUCAAACCUCAAGUUUAAACUCUACUACUAAUAAUAAUAAUAGUAUGAAUGUUAAUACACCUGCUCUUGUUACUAUGGAGAGGAAGAAGAGGAGGGGUAUAAGUCCAGAAGAGACAGACUCUACGCAGACUGUUCAUCACCUUCAUGAGACCAAUACACUUCUCCAACAUGAAUUGAAAUUAGAGCGAGAGACAAUAGAGUCUCUAAAAGCGAAAUUGAGUGAUUCCGAACGUUUUAUACGGGAACUCCAAAAACAAUGCCGUCGCUUACGUCAAAGUGGCCGGUUUGAUAUCCACGAGAUUAUUCAUCAUUCUGGAAGCGGUGAUAGUGAUGAUGAGGAGGAGGAAGAGGAAUCCUAUGAUUGUAAUGAUUGUGAUAAUGAUAAUAUAGAUGAGAAUGAAUGGAUAAACGAAAGUAGGAAUGAUACGAAUAAGUCUCAAUUUGAUUAUCCUCCUCCUUCUCCUUCUCCUUCUCCUUCUCCUUCUCCUACUGGAGUUGUUGUCCCUGCUAUUCGUACGCCACAUAAACGAUCAAAUGAGGGAAAAAUGAAAGAAUUAAACUUAGUUGAUAAUUACAGUUCUAAAGUAGAACCUCAAAAAAAUCAGAAAAGUAAUACAUCUUUGAUGAGUACUUCCUCUCUUCCACGUUUAUCAAUCUCAUCAUCUCUUUCAUAUCCAAUGACAUCUGUAAGUGAGGUUGUUGAGCCAAUGUUUGAUUUACAGCGAGAUCAACAGAUUGCAUGUUUACGGGAUCUCACUCGAUUGGUGAAUAAACUUCGUACAGUACAUGGACUUAUUGUAUCUUCUCUCUCUAUGAAGAAAGAAAAGAGACAGUUACGAUAUAAUAAUAAUAAUAAUCUAUAUGAUGUUGGAAAUGCCUUUAUUGCCUGUGGAAUAUCUCUGCAUACUUUUUUCAAACCUACUGGCCCAUCAGCACAAAUAUCACAUCAUGUGGCUAUUCUCUAUCCUCUUCCACCUCUAUUGGCCCAUCGAUUACCCAAUCGUCAAUUAUUGUAUCCCCUUAAACAUAUAAAAAGUUCAACACAGGGUGUCAAUAGUGAACCUACAGUAAAAGUAUUUGAUCUUCGUGAAGAGUUUCAAUCAACAGGUAAGUAUUUACGAGGAUGUAUGGAUAUUGCUUUAUCACAUGAUGGACGGUUUAUAUACGCACUGCGUUCCGUAGAUUCUGAUGUUCUCGCUCGUUUAUGUUCACCCGAUUGUCUUGAUAUCCCUCCAGAGCGUCGAUUUCGCUUCUCGGCAGUAUUACCAAAAAAAGCAGAAUCCCCUCGGCAACACAGUAAUAAAAACAGCAUCAGCAUUAUCCAGAACAACAAUAAUAAUAGUAAAACUCUAAUAAACCCUGGAGGAGAAGCACAAGAAGGAGAAGAUGAAGUCAUCAUCCCAAUGGAUAUGUUAGGUUGGUGUGGACGAGGUGGUAUCUGUGCAUGGGCGGUGGAAUGUCUGCAGUUCGAAAGCCCAGCCGAGGCAGCCCGCUUUGAACGACAUUUACACAAUGACUAUCGCCUUGUGCUCCGUCUCUGUGCGGAUGAACUCUAUCACUUUGUCGGCGGCAGUGUUGAGAUGAUGGGCCGCACACGUGUGGGAAAAACAGUGCCCCGUCUCUUUCUCACCGUCACCGCCUUUGAGGCCCUCACGCCGGAGCACCGCCGUCAAUUGCUGCAGUGGUACGGCGGAGGCGACGGGCUGUCGGUUUUAAAUUUGGCGAAUUUUGAGCGCUCGACGGCGGCGCCGCUGCGGCGGUUGAUCGCCAGGGCCCAGUGGCACGGCCGCGUCCCCCUCGCAAAGGCUCCACCACGAGUAACCCUACAGCAAUUGGGGAUUCAACAGAAACAGUAG